AUGGUAGCAGAGACAAACCAAACAACAGGCCUCAUGGCUGAUCAUGAUAAUAAUAGUCCAAGUGCUCGUAGUCGUGGCUCUUCCACCACGACUACUGAUCACUUGAAGCUUAGCUCAAGCUCACGAAGCGAAUCUCCAAGUACUGCCACCUUUUUCUCAUCUUCCCAAAAAGCAAGCCCAGUAGUACCAACUAAUAUCACCAAGGAUGCCAUUCGUCGAAUUGUGAAUGCUAAUGGUGCCACACUCAGGAUAGAGGAGUUAAGAUUCGUUCAAAAGCUAGGAAGCGGCGAUAUUGGGAGUGUGUACUUGGUGGAGCUAAAGUGCGCUGAAGGGUGCAUGUUUGCUGCCAAGGUUAUGGAUAAAGAAGAGUUGAUGAAUAGGGACAAAGAGAGUAGGGCAAAAACAGAAUUGGAAAUUCUUGAAAUGUUGGAUCAUCCAUUUUUGCCUUCACUUUUUGCUAGUUUUGAAGUUGAUAGAUGGUCUUGUCUGUUGACGGAGUUCUGCCCUGGUGGCGAUUUGCAUAUUCUUCGACAACGUCAACCUGAUCGUAGGUUUGAUGAAGCUGCAGUCCGGUUUUAUGCAUCAGAAGUUGUGGUUGCACUAGAAUACCUUCAUAUGAUGGGCAUAAUCUAUAGAGAUCUAAAACCUGAAAACAUACUAGUCCGAUCAGACGGUCAUAUAAUGCUCACUGACUUUGAUUUAUGCCUGAAAUGCAACGAUUCCACGAGCCCAAAACUUGUUCAAGGUCAAGAACAUGCCAUCAGCAGCCCGUUAACGUGCACCAAGGGUUCAUUGUCCUCGUGUAUGCUUCCUAAAUGCGUCAUGCCAAAACUCUCUUGUUUCCACCCCAAGAGAAAACGAAGAAUGAGACCCACUAACCGUCCAGCCUUUGACAUAAUGGCUGAGCCAGUUGAGGCUCGCUCAAUGUCAUUUGUUGGCACUCAUGAGUAUUUGGCACCAGAAGUAGUUUCUGGCGAAGGGCAUGGCAAUGCAGUUGAUUGGUGGACUUUAGGGAUAUUUGUAUACGAGCUGUUUUAUGGCGUGACACCGUUUAGGGGUGGUGAUAAUGAAUUUACCCUUACAAGCAUUUUGGCUAGAGGGCUUCAGUUCCCUAAAGAACCUGUGGCAUCUUCAGCUAUGAAAGAUUUGAUCACAAAGCUCUUAAUCAAGGACCCGGCUAAGAGAAUAGGGUCCAUGAAGGGUGCACCGUCAAUCAAACACCAUUCGUUCUUUGAUGGAGUAGAUUGGGCACUUCUACGUGGGGCUUCACCACCCUAUAUUCCUCAACCCGUCUCUUUUCGAGAUUUUAUUGCACAAAAUGAUAAUCAUGAUGAUCAUAUAGACUACUAUUAGUC
This is a messenger RNA of Erigeron canadensis, 1355 nucleotides long. RefSeq names its product serine/threonine-protein kinase D6PKL2-like. The record is from RefSeq and is a predicted model, not a curated record. Gene Ontology annotation, molecular function: ATP binding; protein serine/threonine kinase activity. Gene Ontology annotation, biological process: protein phosphorylation. NCBI's taxonomy places the organism in Eukaryota, Viridiplantae, Streptophyta, Magnoliopsida, Asterales, Asteraceae. Gene Ontology annotation, cellular component: nucleus; plasma membrane; cytoplasm. Bases 1 to 1353 code for a protein of 450 amino acids. The transcript has 2 exons.